Messenger RNA from Haplochromis burtoni (Burton's mouthbrooder), 1494 nucleotides. RefSeq names its product WW domain binding protein 2 (gene wbp2). The coding region runs from base 181 to 972 and encodes 263 amino acids. Gene Ontology annotation, biological process: positive regulation of DNA-templated transcription. NCBI's taxonomy places the organism in Eukaryota, Metazoa, Chordata, Actinopteri, Cichliformes, Cichlidae. Gene Ontology annotation, molecular function: transcription coactivator activity; chromatin DNA binding. The record is from RefSeq and is a predicted model, not a curated record. The transcript has 8 exons. Gene Ontology annotation, cellular component: nucleus.
UGGGCGUUUCACACGUAUGGCGGAAGGGCAGGUGCGGCAACCUCAGCUGGCUCUGUAUCACAACAACCGUUAUCCGCGCGGAGGGAAGUCACCGAGGAUCCAGAGAGGCCUUUGGAUACGUUUUUCUGACUGAAUAAAACAGUAUCUAAUCUUUUCCAGACAAUCUGGAGGGCCGUCGACAUGACUCUGAAUCAGAAUCACUCGGAGUCCGGUGGUGUCAUCAUCAACAACAGUGAAAGUGUGCUGAUGAACCACGACAAUGUGGAGCUUGUUUUUUGUGACACGGAAAGGCUGCCCGAAGCCUUCAGAAAGAGCAAGAAGGGCAGCAUCUACCUGACUCCAUACAGGGUGAUCUUCCUGGCUAAAGGGCGGGAUGCACUGCAGUCUUUUAUGAUGCCUUUCUACCUGAUGAAGGGCUGUGAGAUCAAACAGCCUGUCCUGGGAGCCAAUUACAUCAAGGGCACAGUCAAUGCAGAGCCUGGAGGCGGUUGGGAGGGCAGUGCUACUUUCAAGCUCAUCUUUGCUGCUGGAGGAGCCAUAGAGUUUGGCCAGUACAUGUUGCAGGUUGCAGCUCAGGCAUCCAGAGGUCAGCCUGUAACUGCUGGCUUUGGUGGAUGCCCCUACAUGGCUAAUGGGGCCUACGCUUACCCACCUCCGCCUGCUAAUGGAAUGUACCCAGCAGGACCUCCACCCGGCUACUCCUACCCUAACCCUCCUCCUCCAGAUGGAUUCUACGCCACUCCUCCAGCAUUUGAUGCCUCUGCAGCAUACAUACCUCCACCUCCUUAUUCUGCUCCUCUGGGUCAGCAGCCACCACAUGAUCCAGACCUCCCCUCCUCGGCAGCAGCGGAGGCCAAAGCCGCUGAAGCAGCAGCGAGUGCCAGCUGUGCCACACUGCCCCCUACACAUGUGUACCUGCCGCAGGACAAGCCUCCUCCCUACUCUCCUCCAGAAGACAAGAAGAACCAAUAGACCUGCUUAAUGUCUCCCUCAUUCCUCUUUGUCCUCUAUCUUCCAUCCUGCUGGAUCUCAUUAUUUCUCUUACAUUAACCGGACAGUAGGAGGGCCAGUAUGUUCUCCCCCCCCCCCCCAAGAUUAUCAGUUUUUUUCAUCCUAAUCUCCUUCCAGCUCAUCUCCAUUUUGAUCUAACCUUAAAGUCAUCCAAUUGCUUUCCCGCCUCAGCCUGCAUUCCUUGUAACGACUCAUAUAUUGUAAUCAGCUUCAUUCUCUUCAAAUGCACCUUUACGUGAUGUAAAGUAGCAAAGAAGAAGUGUUGGUAGCAAUCUCUGAGGAAGAACAGAUUGUUCAGGCCAAAGUGUUUGGAGUGGUUUUGAGGGCUUUUUGAUUAAAACCUUGUAACCUGAUGAGCUAUUUUAGUAUUUCUUGCCUUGGAAGCCUCCCCAGAAUCGGGCAGCAACCUUAACUUCAGCUGUGCUCAUGAUGUCCUGUGACUGUCUAUAAAACUAGACUCAGAUAAAUGAUAGUAAAUACUUU